This is a messenger RNA of Nannizzia gypsea CBS 118893, 252 nucleotides long. RefSeq lists its product as hypothetical. Bases 1 to 252 code for a protein of 83 amino acids. The transcript is spliced from 2 exons. The record is from RefSeq and is a predicted model, not a curated record. NCBI's taxonomy places the organism in Eukaryota, Fungi, Ascomycota, Eurotiomycetes, Onygenales, Arthrodermataceae.
AUGGACUUGCUGGUGCUCGAGGAGGAGGAGGAAGAAGAAGAAGACGAGGAGGAAGAGAAAAAGUCGAAGAAGAAGAGAGAAGGGGGAAAAGGUAAAGAUAAAAUGAACAGGGGAAGCAGCUCGAGUUACACUGUCAAAGCUACGGCAGAGUACGAGGACGGAGUAGUUACAGCAGAGGAAGAUGGGAAACGACCAAGCAGAUGGAUAAUGAAAGACGAUGAAGACGAUGAGAGAAGAAGUCCGCGCAGAUGA